GUUAUCAUCAUACUUCAUAGCUGUUGUUUCUUGCAUUGGUCCACUUUUUGUGUAUUGCUAGUCCUAUUUUUCCAAGAUUAUAUUCCAGACCGUUAUAUUUUGCUUCUAUGUAUGAACAUAGGAAGUAGUUUGGAGACUAGCGCAACGAGCAGUGAGUUAUCCAACAUGACGAUGAUAAUCGUGUCAACUCUGAUAGCCACAUUGGUAGGUAAAUGCCUUUGUGACUGCUAUGGAGAGGUUGGUGGAGUUCAUCAUAUCAAUGAUUGCAGCGGAACUUUUUAUGCUAGUAGUGGAGGUACUUACUAUUUCACUAAUGGCCCAAAGAAAUUUGUUGCUGGAAGUGGAGGUUAUUACUAUGGAGAUGCUGGUGGAGAUGAAUUCAUUGCAGGUAAAGGAGGUUAUUAUUAUUUGGGUUCUGCAAAAGGAAAGCACCAAAGAGGAGAAGGAGUCGUUAAAGGUGGUUCUGGAGGAUAUUACGAUUUGCCUCAUGGCUAUGGAACGGUAGUAGGAGCUAGUGGUGGUAUGUACUAUGGAGAAGCUGGCGGAAGAGGAUUGGUUGAUAGUACUGGAGGAACUUUCUCUGUAAAUAAGUGAGUGUCUGGCAAGAAUAUCAUAGUUCUGCUUUUGAAUAUGAAUGUGUAAGCAUCUUUCAAAUAUGUUAUACGUACAGAGUGUUCCCAAAAACCUUUCUGAUUGUAAAAAACUUAAAAUAAAAGUUUAAAUUUGAA
Messenger RNA from Coccinella septempunctata (seven-spotted ladybird), 728 nucleotides. Its product is annotated as keratin, type I cytoskeletal 9-like. Bases 112 to 594 code for a protein of 160 amino acids. The record is from RefSeq and is a predicted model, not a curated record. The transcript is spliced from 2 exons. NCBI's taxonomy places the organism in Eukaryota, Metazoa, Arthropoda, Insecta, Coleoptera, Coccinellidae.